Pocillopora meandrina is the source of this 8858-nucleotide messenger RNA. The record is from the annotation of a GenBank genome assembly. Lineage: Eukaryota; Metazoa; Cnidaria; Anthozoa; Scleractinia; Pocilloporidae.
AUGUUCCACUUUGGUAGGUAUCAGAUAAUAUUAUAAGUGCAGUUUCUUAGUCGUAAAUGUUUGGCUUGAAUUCAAACAGAAUUAUUUUGUUCUCAGUCAAUAAACAGGCCUUGAUUCAUCUUAUUUCAUUCCAUUGUUACUUCAAGAACUUUUGUCAGCGGUGUACAGUUCGUGCUACUCGACAGAGCAUAUCUAUUUUUUGCUAAAUUUAGUAGUUCCUGUUUGAAACUUUGUGAAUUAAGAGUCUCAUAGAGUUUAGGGGAAAAUUUCUUAAUCGUUUAAAUUAAACGACACAUGUACUGUUACUUUUUAAAACUGAAAGUAUUCAACUUAAAGUGUUAAAUACCUGGCUAUUUAAUUUCACUCGCUGUAUUGGUUUAUGUAUUGCUUUAUGUGUCAAUCUGAGUACUACCCCAACAUGUCUAACUCGAAUAAGUAUGCUUUUGACAUUGCUGAUGUCGGAAGUUACUGCUGAAAUCACUCAUCUGUACACUUGAAAAUGCAUUUAGCAUUUUACUGGUAAAUUUAAUAGUUAAAUGCUGAAAUAAAAACAUCCUUGAACUUGUAUUUGUUGCAUUGGCAAUAUACACCAAGAAUAUUGAUGACAGAAAUGCAAUACAUGUUGAUUUUUUCUUUUCAAAACAGCUGCAUAGUAGGAAGCCCUCAAAGGUUGUUCAUAACUUCUCUAUGACUUGAUAACCUUGUGUAAAAUCGUACACUAACAUUCCUUUCAAUAGAAAUGUAUUUCCCAUCAGUAAAAGCAGUUUGUCAGUCAGAUAGAUGCCUUCUUAUACACAAGAAAGCUGAAGUACAAUAUUGCUUUAUGUAAACACUGUUUGGCACUUCAUUUCAUCCACGAUUUAUAGAUAUGAACCGCACUUUGCUUGUUGAAGAAGGAGAUGAUGAAGUUGCCAAUAAACAAGAUAAGAAAAAGAGAGAAAAAGAAAAGUUUGUAGAAUCAGCAGGUACUUUACAAGACAGUGUGUAUUGUUUAACAAAAAGUCUUCAGUAUCAUGUUAUAGUUUAUGCCUAACCAUUAACACCCUAACAUCAGUAUGCACAUUCUCCCUACUGUCCUCAGUACAUUUCUUAAGGUCCUGACAUGGAGAAUUUGCGAACAAUCAAGAGCCCCUUUAAUUGUUGAUCAUUUCUUUUGUUCACGUAUCUUUAAUGAUUGAUUCUGGGUGAUUUGUCAGGAGAAAUUAGAUGCUAUCACUCUUAGGAGAAAAAGGUUUGAUGGAUGCAUAUUAUGGCAAAGCUCUUGAACCUCAUGUUGUCUUAAUUUUGGGCUACAUUUCUCUGCAUACACUUGUAUCCUGAAAUUUACUAGAGUACUGGCAUAUCACCCUAAUUGCUGUAUUCCUAACAGUACUUUUCUCUUGAAAAGUACACUUUGGAAAACAUUGUAUUGGAUUACCAUCCUGAUUGGUACAAAGCUAAGGAAUAAUUUUUUUUCUAUUUGCAAAACAGACAAAAAGAAAAAAAUGACUUUUAAGAAAGCAGAUGGUAAGAAAGAUGUGCACCAUAACAGUUCAAUAACAGGCUCAUCUAAAGUACAGCCAGCUGAAAUGGUUGAUAUGGCUGCAGUGAAUCCUGAUCCCGAUGGUAUAACAUCACCAGUGGGAUCCCCGGCAGUUACUGUUCCAGGAACAGGUGUUUAUCCAGGAAACAUUGUAAUUCCACCGCCACCCAGAUCUACAGCAAUCCAACAAGUUCCCUCACAACACUUGCAGCAGAGAGGAAACUGGCCACAGCAGUCACAACAGCAAAUGCCUGCUGUCUAUAUGGUACCUGCACAGCAAGCUCACUUUAUCACAACACCCUUCCAGUCCCCAGGACCCCCACCUCAGCAAAUAUCAGGACAAUUUGUUACACAAUCAUACCAGCAAGGUCAUUAUGCCGGGGCACAAUAUCACCAGACUGUCCCUGUUGGACCUCCUGUUCAAGGUGUUGUGUACAGUGGUCAAGUAAUUGCAGGAUCUCACCAUGGCAAUGUGCUCGCAAGAACUCAGUCCCUGCCUGUUUCUACAGGUAAAUUACACAUAUUGUCAGUAUUUUUUCCAUCUUAUCAUUGUUCCAAAUCAUAAUAUUUAUAAAAUUACAGAUUUUUUAAAUAAACUUUAUUGUUUUGGUUAGGUGAACAGAUACAGAGUUCAGGGCAGCCUGGUUGGGCAGUGAAACCCCCAGCAAGUCCUCCACCCCUAAAUAAUGCAGUAAUAACUUACUGUAAUAAUUUGCCCUCAGAUCAUGAAAGUCCAAGGUUAAUAAAUUAUAUUCUCACACAGUGUGAGCAGAUGAUCAUAAAAUGAUCAAUCAUUGAUUAUGGUUAGAUGAAGAUUAGGGAUGGUUUUUAGUUAUCACUUAUUAGUUGUUAUUAUGUUCUUAAUCAAAAAACUCUUAUUAUGUAUUCACAGGUUACAAAUAAUUUGUUCUCAAUUAGUUCUCAAUCAUACUACUCAUUUUCAGGGACAUGGAUGCAAGACAAAAAUAAUGCAAAUACAACGAACAAUACACAGUGGGCAGCAUUCCCUCCAAGUACUUCUCUUCAACAAGUACCUGUCGUCAAUGAACUGGAUGAAGAACACAGCUCCAGUGAUGAAGAUGUUGAUCGCAGCAGUUCUCCUGAGCUUGCGGGUGAAGAGGGUGAAGUUCUCCUUAGGUAUGUUUUGUACUACAUUUACUACAUUGUUCAUUGUACCACAUGAUUUUUAAAGUUAUAUUUCCUCCUUCAGAGCUCCAUCACUGGCGAGUUUUGCAGAAAGUGUCAGCAGCAUUGAAGAGGAAUCAGAAGAUAAUGUGUGGUGCAUUUUGCCUGAUCAAAGAGAAUAUUACACAAAACAAUUUCUAAGACUGCAACCAGCUAUAGAUGGUGUUGUGAAAGGUAACAACAGAAUUAUUAAUAAUCCUGUUCACUUUUGUCAACAAUUGUGGGAAAUAACAUUAUAUGCAGUCUAUGACUUGCCCUAUAGGAAGGGAAGGGCUGAUUCAGAUUGGUAAUUUUAUGCACAUCUUUUGCUUAACAGUGAAUGGCUGUCAUGAGAAUGGUCUUGUUAAUGUAUAAUUGUGUUAAUAGUAAUAUUACCUUUGUGAGCACAAUUUGUUAAUUUUUUAUCUUGGCAUUGUAGGACCAAGAGCAAGGGAUUUUUUCAUGAAAUCUGGCUUACCAGUUGAGGUGCUAUCCAAAAUAUGGUAUGCAACAAUGAAUUGUUGGCAGUUGAUCCAUAUUUUCUGGGAUGGUAUGGCAGUUAUGUGAAUUUAUGAUUUUCUUGUGUACUCUUUUAAGGCACUUGUCAGACCUCAAUAAGGACAAUGCUUUGAAUUUGGAUGAGUUCUGCAUAGCAAUGCAUCUUGUUGUAGCUAUGCGACAUGGCCUGGAACUGCCACUGACCUUACCUAAGGUCUUGUUACCAGAAAAGAGUGAAGGUAUAUAUGGCAUCUCUGUGCUAUUGCAAAACUUAAUGGUUAUGAGUUGAUUUUAAAUGUGGGUGAUUGUGUGGUUUCCAAACACCUCACUGUAAAAUAUGAACUGGCAUUGAAUGAGUUACUAAUUUCCAGAAUUCAGAAGACUAAUGAGAUUUACUCAUGGAGACAAUUUCAAGAGGUGCCAGGAAAAAGUGCACAACAAUGAUAAGUUUUGGAAUCAUAAAUAUCAAGGAUUUUUUAUUAUUAUUUUUUUUACCUUGAGAUGAAGAAUCUUCUUUAAUAACCUUCAUUAAAAGUGCUACUUUGAAAUUAAAAAUUUUAGUGAUUUAAAAAAAAACACUAUAAUUAAAUUGAAAAAUUAAGAUGCAAAUCCAAGACAAGAUUUCUAAGUUCAAUAUGCGCUGAUCACAUUUUGAUUGAAAAGAAAACGGAGUUGAAAUAGGUAAAAUGUUACAGUGUAAAAGAAUGAGCUCCAUUCUGUUCAGUGGUCAAAAUUAUCAAAUUGAAGUAAGUAUCCAAAAUUGUUGUUUAUUAAGCUGUAAAAAAGUGCAACCUUUAUUGGGAUAGGGCAAAUAAUUUGCAUGCUAUUUUAGUUUGAAUGAAACUGCUACAUUCUCCAAAGGGGCAGAGACAAGGAAAACUGAAGGUGAUUUUUGAUAGACUGGUAGUUUUUCCUUCUCAAUUGACCUGCAUUCUUUAAUGCACUGGGAAAGGAAAGUUUUGUCAAAAGUCACUUUAUGCUUUAUUCUGCAUAUCCCUUCCUUUUUUCAUGACAAUUUCUAGUGGAUAUGUGUCCAAUUGAUGUGCCACCUCAAACAGAUGAAGGUGAAGAACCAGAGAGUAUAAGAAGGAAUGUUUCCUCACCAGAGGUACAUCAUUGUUAGUACUGUUAGAAAUGAUCACACCUAGGAUAGAUUACUAACUGUGACACCUGCAUGUAAGUUACACCUUGCAAUUUGGCACUUUUAUAAUUAAAAAUAUUUAGGCAAGAAGGAAAUUAUCCCUUUUUGUUGGUGUAAUCCCCUGUGGGAGUCAGAAGGAAGAGAAAAAUAUUUUGAUGCCCCUUGAACUCUGAGUUCAUAGCAUGUCAGGACCAUAUAUCUCUUAUUGAUUUCUAUUGACAUCUGUAAUGAAUUACUGUUAGUUUUCAUCAUCCUUAAAACCCCUUGGGAAAAAGUUUAAUGAACUCUUCUGGAAAGAAAUUUGUAAAGGCAAACAUGGGUGUGCUGUGGUUGAAUUUUAGAUGUCUCUUGCUUGAGGCAGAAUUGGAAUGUAAGAUUAUGUGGAGAAAUUUGUCUGUUUACUUGUUAAAUGAUAGCACUAUAUUAUACAUGUUUAAUUUUGUUGACAUCAUUUUUGAUAUAGAAAGUUUGUCUGUGGUAUUGUCUAUGUCACAUUGUUUGCACAGAAAACUUUUUGAUUGGGUGCCAAGAAAUCAGAAAUAUAGUAAACACUGUAGUAAUUCAGGAAAAAAAUCAUCAUACUCAUACUCCCAAAGACUGGCUUAACACACUGUCAGAAAACUAAGGCCUGAUUUACUUUAGUUUUUCAGCAAAUUGUAGGGAAGGAUGGCAAAAGUUUUGCAGACUAGUCACAGGACAUGGUGAAUUAAAUGCAAGGCCUUUCUGAUUGAUUUUUCACUCAAUCAAACAUUUUUCUUAAGAAAUUAUCUGUGUUUGCACUAACAGUUGCAAUGUACAGUGAUUAAUGAUGUUUUUGUCAGUAUGCACUGUACCCAUUAUUUUGCACUAUCUGUCUGCACAGCACUGGUUACGUUUUAGUGGUUCCUCUGGAAGCACUGCACAGCACACUAAGUUUAACAACUUGCCUAUGAGGAGGAAAGCAGUGAGUAAACUUAAACAUUGUGAAAACUAAAAAAUGUUCUAAGUUGUAGUUUAUUUCCUUAGUUUUUAAUUUUUAAAGUUUGCUCUUUGCUUGAAAGUGCACAAUGGGCUGUACUUUUAUGUUGGUGUUAUGUUAAUUUUUGGUAGCUGUCAGUUGUUCAAGCCUCACCAUCACACGGUACCCUCAAGGAAAGUGAGGACAGUGCUGGAAGACCCAGGUCACUGUCAGAUCCAGCUUCUGUUGAGGAUGCUUCAACAGAUGGCCAAUCAAGCAAAAUAAUCAACCUUGGUAAUCCUGUGAGCCCUCUUCAAGUCAACAUGCCAAGUACGCCUGCUCAGCAAGGUGAUGUGCCACACACUGGACCUCUUAGUCCCACCCACGUUACAGCAGAGAUAGAGAUAGCACGACCAAGAGCAGCAGUCAAACCUAGCCUUCUUGAUGCCCUUCCAGGGCAGCUGCUCCCCCCUCCAUCUGGAAAACAAGCCCGUGAUGGCUGGACACCCACUAAUAAAUUUAUUUAUCAGGCAUCACCUCGUCAAAAAGAUUCUAGCUCCCCUGAACCUUCCGAAUCACCUCCCUCUUCACCUGAAGAAGACACUCCUACUUCACCACUUUCCCCUGAGGGAAUGAGGACACCUUCACCUCCUCCUCUGGCACAGGAGGAACAGGAAGAGGAAGAACCUAAGGAGGAAGCCGGAAAGGAAGAAGUAGUCUAUCGAGUGAAUAGGAGAAGCGGUGAGAGGCCGAGGUCGACUGGAGAUGUGAAACUUAAUACUAAAAGUGAUUCUGGUUUAGUGACAACACCAGUCGAAGAAGAGGGUCAGAUUUCUGUGUCUUCAGAAGGAAAGAAAGAUCCACCUCCCCCACCCCCUAGGAACAAGAAAGGUCAUUCAAGAUCUUCUUCGUUGGAUCUCAAUAAGCUCUUUGCUACGAAAGCCAAGGAAAAUAGAGGUAUAGAAAUUAAUUCCUGUCUGCUAGCGUCUCAGUAGAAAUGUCUUGCUUUGUUGUUUAUCAUCAUUCUGUAAAUACUGCAUUUUUUGCUGUGCAAGGACCUUAAAAUUUAGAGCUCCUUGGCAUUCCUUAUCCGACGCUUUGUUGAGGUAAUAAAUGCUUGAUGAAACGUUUGGAUCAGUUUCAAACGCCACAGUCGCUCAGUUUAUACAAUACACUACUUCGCGGUAUGUGAAACAUUUUAUUACUUCUGUCUAGUCCAGCGAUAUUCGAUACGUGUUUUGUGCUACUGUUAGAAAUAUGUUAUAUCGAUAACGUUUUACAUUUUUAAAUUGAAAGCCUCUCUGUUCACAAGCUUUAGUAAUGAUAUCGUUCCUCUUUAUAGCGACCGUGAACAGACCUACGGAAUGUUCUUUCUUUAAUCUGCAUAUUUUGACAUUUCCGUGGUAUCAGAAUUUCUCGAGUUAUCAGCUCAAUAUUUUUCUUAUUAUUUUAUAGGAACACCACCAUCACCGUCGUCAAGCUUUUCCAGUCAGGUGCGUGAAUACGGUUUUGAUCAAACUGGCAAAAUUACAGCAAGCUUGGUUAAAAAUUAGCUUAAAUAUUCCAUGCGUCAAAUACAUGGUUUCAAAAAUAGUUCUGUAUUUUCAGACGAGUGACAGUGCAGCGCCAGCAAAGAGCGAACCUAACACACCCAGACACAGAAAAGAGAAUAGUGCCGAACAAGAGAAAGUUGUAGCCGACCAGGAAAAAGUAGAGAAACAGGAAGAUUUUGCUGACUUCAGCAGAUUUGAAAGUUUUGUGGAAGCACAGGAAGGCGAAGGCACACGUGGUUCAUCCACUCGCCCCGGGAUUCAUAGGCGAUCAUUUUCACUCGACCACUCACAUGUAAGGGUUUAAGAUUUUCGUUUAUCCCUGUGUUAUCUUUCUCACUGAGAUACGCGCACUUUUUUGUGAGCUUUGUUAAAUGCGUUACCGUAGUUACCUCUAUUGCUGAAGGUCAACUGCCAAAAGGCAGCAUGCUGGGCAAUGGAAAGCAGCGACUGAAUUUAACAUCUGCUUAUGAAAUAAACUUUAACAAGGUCACGCCGAGAAUUUUCUUUUAAUGUUGAAAAUAAGAAGAUUUCUUUUUGUUUACAUUCCUUGCCCUAGGAGGUAGGGUGGUCUCGCGCAACUCCUGCUCAGAAGGCUUCAAAUGAAGGUGAGGCAUGAAGAAGUUUUGGCUUAAGAAUUUUUGCAAUGUGUAUUCCGUUAUUUUGGUUUAAGAAGAACACUUGCUAUGUGUCACUUACUCUUAGUUCUUCUGUUCUUUAGGAGUCACGACAGCAGCAAGCAGAACAACUCACGCCCAGGAGGCCUUACCACGGCCAGUUCCGAAGUUGGUACGUGUCAUUUAAUCUACUAUUAUUGCAAAAGGUGAUGUGAAGUUAGAUUAGAUCUCAGUAGGCAUGGGGAGGUGUGCUUCUAAAAGUAGCUGCCCAAGUCUCAGACUGCGCAUCCUAGCACCUAAAGUUUGUAGCCACACUUCAAUUUCACUUCAUUCAUUCACUCCAUUUCUAACUCACCAAGAUGUCAAUAACUAUGUUCUGUUUUUCCUCUUUAACCGCCAUCUUCAGAAACCUCCAAGUCCUCCAACAUUAAAACAAGGAAGAAGAGUAGACAAAGAUGGAGAAAAAGAGAGAAAACUUAAAACGGAACCGCCAAAAGUUGUAGUAAGGUAAAACUUUGUCCGUCUUCUACUAACACAGUCAUAAAUGGUACCUAUAAAUUAAUCAUGUUAAGCAUUUAAUUUAUUUAUCAGCUCAUUAGUAUGACAUGCCCUCGUCCAUUCCCCACAAAGGAGAUUGCGCGACGUACUUUUAUAACCAAUUUACAGUGGCCUCGUAGUUCAAAGGAAGGAAUAAUAAGUUAUAGUUUUCGGCGAAAUCCCUUUUUUCAUGUUAACCGUCGAACCUUUGAUACUAUUGCUUGCAUUUGACAUUUUUCUCUUCUUCGUAGGCCACUAACCAAGGAAGACAAAUUAAAUUCGAGAAUAAAUGAUUUGAAAGAAAAGAAUGCUGUGCUAUCUAAAGUUAACAGUGAACUUCAAGAGGAACUGAAAACGGUAGGAUUAUGAUGAGUAUUUUCCGACGACCACUAUAUAAUAAGACUGAGCAUUCCUCUCAGUAGUCUUUGCCUUGAAUUCUUUCGAGAAAUAUCUCUCGCUCAUCAUGAGUUUCCCUUUUUGUUUUCUUCAUAGAUGAUGGAAAAUCGAGCAACACUGGAGCUUAAACUUGGAAAGCUCAAAUCAGAUUCAACGCAAAAGGGAUGAAAACGCGAAUAAAUGAAACGAAGAACGAUACCUCCAAAAAAGAUUUUAUCCUCCUGCAAUGUUAAAUAAACGAAAAAAUUUUUUCGAAUUAACAGCAUUGCUGAUAUGUAUAUUUUCUUGACAUUUCCAUGUUCAGAAUAACUAAAACCAACUUCCACCCUUCUACUAAUUACAUUUUAAUGCAUUACUUUUUUUUAUCUUGCUUUUAGAUACGAACCGGUAAGUUAAGAAUUUUCUCUAUAAGCCACAUUCUAAAGAAUUAUAUUAUAUAUAAGAAAAUCUAAAAAAAAUAUCAUUGCGAUACAUAAUGGUAGAAUUUCCAAGAGAU